AUGCAUCAACACAAGUAUGCUCUGGAGCUUAUUGCAGACCUGGGACUCUCAGGUUCCAAACCCGUGGAUUAUCCUAUAGAGACUAAUCCCAAGUUGACUACCUCUGAAUUUGAUGCUUGCACAGGAUCCUCUGAUGAUACUUUGUUGACUGAUCUUGGUUCAUAUCAAAGGCUCUUAGGGAAGCUACUUUACCUGACCAUCACAAGGCCAGAUAUCUCUUUUGUUGUUCAGAGUCUCAGCCAGUGUAUGCAUAUUCCUAAGGCUUCUUAUAUGGAAGCUGCACUCAAGGUGGUCAGAUAUAUCAAAUCCAGUCCAGGAUUAGGAUUCCUAUUGAAUGCACAUUGUUCUGAGUCUCUUUCGGCAUUUUGUGAUGCAAAUUGGGCUGCUUGUCCUAACACACGCAAUUCAGUCACAGGAUACUUUGUCAAGUUUGGAAAACCGAAGGGGACAUAUAUGCAGGCAGCCAAUGAGGUGAGCAAAAGAGAUGAGAUGCAUUGGACAAGAAGACAGACUAGUGAUUUUGAUCCUUAG
This is a messenger RNA of Nicotiana tabacum (common tobacco), 531 nucleotides long. NCBI's taxonomy places the organism in Eukaryota, Viridiplantae, Streptophyta, Magnoliopsida, Solanales, Solanaceae. The record is from RefSeq and is a predicted model, not a curated record.